Molecule: messenger RNA, 489 nt
Organism: Talaromyces marneffei
Lineage: Eukaryota; Fungi; Ascomycota; Eurotiomycetes; Eurotiales; Trichocomaceae
Exons: 2
Coding region: 1-489 (162 amino acids)
Biological process (GO): transmembrane transport
Cellular component (GO): membrane
Molecular function (GO): transmembrane transporter activity
Source: RefSeq, a predicted model, not a curated record
AUGGCAAUAUCCAAAUCGCUGCAAUUUGGCAGCAAUGUCGUUGGCCGGCGGUAUACCGGUAUCAUUGGGUUUGGUGGAUAUGUGAUCUUGGGCUUCAUUAUCGGUGGCACUUAUUCACAAUUGUCAGAACAUAUUGCCGCCUUUGUUGUUCUCUACGGCCUACUGCAAGCCUUUGGUCACAUGGGCCCCGGGGUAACCAUCGGCCUAAUCAGUUCUGAAGCAUUUCCAACUGCUAUGAGGGGAAUGGGCUACAGUGUUUCCACUGCUUUUGGUCGAACCGGAGCCGCCAUAGGGACUGAAUGUUUUACUCCGCUGGAACAGGCUGCAGGCAAAAGUUCCAUAUUCUAUCUUGCUGGUGGUGUUGGUGUUCUUGGUAUGAUUGUGUAUUGGUUUCUGCCUGAGAGUGGAGAUCUCAACCUGGAGGAAGAGGAUGUAAAAUUGGCCGCGUAUAUGGCUGAGCAUGGGUAUUCAAUGAAUACUGAAAUCUGA